Molecule: messenger RNA, 1635 nt
Organism: Strongyloides ratti
Lineage: Eukaryota; Metazoa; Nematoda; Chromadorea; Rhabditida; Strongyloididae
Exons: 2
Coding region: 1-1635 (544 amino acids)
Source: RefSeq, a predicted model, not a curated record
AUGAAAACAUUUAUUGCAAAAAGAUACGUUAAUUCAUUAUCUGAUAUAAUUGCUGUUGGUAAACUUUCUAAAAACAUUUAUAUUAAUGCAGCAAAUUUUACAAUAAACAAAGUUAUUACAUGUGAAAGUUCAUAUUUUUAUAUAAAUUUAUCAAAAAAAAGUGAUAGUUUUGACUAUGUAAUUACACGCUUUUUUAAUUCUAAAGAAAAUGUUAACAUUGAUAAUGAGAUAAACCGAUUAUUUAAAACGUCAAGAGAAAAUGUAGAAAAUGUAACAAAAAUAACAAUUGCCUUGUCAGAUGCUUUUAACCAAAUAACACCUACUGAAUGUCAUUUUUACGGAGAAAAAUUAGCUAAUUUUGUUGACAAGCUGUUUGUAAUUUUUAACAAUGCUAAAAUUCUUGAAAUUAUACAUUUAUCAAAUGAAGAAAGAAAUGGAUUUAUAUUUUAUUUUUUAAUGAAUCUUAAAAAUAAUAAUAUUAAAGUUGUUAAUGGAAUUGCUUUUGAAGAUAUUAUUACUUUUUCAUUUAAUAAUCAAAAUGAAAAAAUUGAUGUAUUUAGAAAUUUAAAAAAUUUAACUGAAAUUAAUAUUUUUAAGCAAAUUGAAUUUAAUCCAUUAUCACAACAUCCUAAAGUCAAAAAAUAUAUCUAUUAUCUUAUAGAUUGUUUGUCAAAAAAAAAAGAAUGUACUUUAAGCUUUUAUCGUGUUGACCAUUCAUUAUCAAAUGAUUUUUUGAUAAAAAUAGUAACAUAUGCUCAAAAAAAAAACGUUAAUGUUAAGUUCAAUGAAUUAUCUUUUUCUUUUAAUGAUUUUUUUGAUUCAAUACUUUUAAACAUGAAAAAAUUGAAUUAUUUGAAUAUAACAAAUAUAACUGAAUUAAAUAUUUCAUUAACAAAUAUUUCAGAAAUUACUAAUAUAAAUAAAGGAAUAAUUUUAAUGAAAAAGUUAAAAUGUCUAAGAGUUCAUAUUCAAUAUGAUUUUUAUAAAAUAUUAGUACAUGAAAACCGCACAACAUCUAAUUGUAUUAAGAUAAUUUACACAAAAUUUAACCAAUUAAAUUUUAAAAUGUUAAAAAAUUUGAAAUUUUUUUAUCUUCAAUUUCCAUAUAUGAUUUGGAUACAGAUUAACAAACAUAAACAAGAACUUCAAGAACAUUUAUUUCAAUACAUAGGUGAAUGUUUAAUUUCAAUAUUACCAAAUUCUGUAACACUAUUAUCAUUAGCAUCAGUUCCUAUUAAAAAUAACAAUUUUUUUUAUUUAAUUUCUAAAAAUUUACCAAAUUUAACAAAAUUAUUUAUCAACCAAAAUUGUAUUAUACCAAGAAAAAGUUUAAAAUACUUAAAAAAUUUAAAAUUUAUUUAUUUUCCAUAUAAUUUAAAUUUGGUCAUUCCAAAUUGGAUAAAUAUUGUUGUGGUUUUUCAUGAAAAUUCAAUAAUUAUGAAAACAUCUCAUUCAGAUAAGAAAAUAGAUGACACUGUUUUACAAAGUAAUUUGUAUUCAUUAUUAAAAAAUCAAUAUAAAAAUUCAGUUAUUUAUAGUAAUUCAAAUCAUUCUCAAGUAUCUGUUUUUUUCAACAACAUAUUUCAUUGGGAACAAUUUAUUAAUUUAAGUUCAUUAUACGAUAUUACUGCUUAA